CCACCGCCCACUUCUCUUUCUUUUUCUUUCUCUUUCUCUUUCUCCUUCACUCACCAGACUCUUCUUCACCAUUUUUUCUCCCCAAAUCUAAAUCCUAAAACCCUAGCCCCAAACCAAGUAUUGCAAGCUCCAAUCCAUCUCCAGCGACGACACGAGGAAGACGAUUUCUGUUUUCGGCAAUCGAGACUCGCGCGGCCAAGCAAGAGCAGCCGUUAUUAUGGGAAAGAAGAAAUCAGAUGAGGGUUCUACGAAGGCUAAGCAGGGCGGUAAGGAGAAGCUCUCAGUUUCUGCAUUGCUUGCCAGCAUGGAUGCAAAACCUGAUAAACCAAAGAAAGCUGCUUCUAGUAAGCCCAAGACAAAAGUUGCUCAGAAAGUCUCGUCUUAUACUGAUGGGAUAGAUCUUCCUUCAUCUGAUGAAGAGGAAGAUGUGUUGGACUCUGAGGAAGAGCAAAAGCAGAAUGAUAUUCAGAAAAAGCAAGGACGGCAGAAUAGAAGUGCUGCAACACUUGACAUAAUUGUGAGUGACAAAGAGUUGAAGAAACGAGAAAAGAAGGAUUUUUUUGCUACUCAGGCUGCAGAGUUAGCCAAGCAGGAGGCCCUCAAGGAUGAUCGAGAUGCAUUUACUGUUGUAAUUGGUAGCCGGGCUUCUGUUCUUGAUGGUGGAGAUGAUGCUGAUGCCAAUGUCAAAGAUAUAACAAUAGACAAUUUCUCAGUUUCUGCUCGUGGGAAGGAACUGUUGAAGAAUGCAUCAGUAAAGAUUUCUCAUGGGAAGAGAUAUGGACUGGUAGGUCCCAAUGGAAUGGGUAAGUCUACCCUAUUAAAGCUUCUUGCUUGGAGAAAGAUACCUGUACCUAAAAACAUUGAUGUGCUUUUGGUUGAACAAGAGGUUGUUGGUGAUGAUAGAUCGGCCCUUGAAGCAGUUGUUUCUGCCAAUGAAGAACUCAUUAAACUUCGUCAAGAUCUACUAAAAACCUCGUGGAGGCUCGUUCUAAUUCUCCCAAAAUUUAAUUAUUAUGUAGUUACAUAUAGACAGCAGGAAAAGGUCAAGGACCGAGCCAAAUUUGCUGCUGCCAAGGAAGCUGCAAAGAACAAGGGUAAAGGGAAGGUCGAUGAAGAUGAUACCUUACCAGAGGCCCCUCAGAAAUGGAGAGAUUAUACUGUGGAGUUCCAUUUCCCUGAACCCACUGAGUUAACGCCACCACUUUUGCAGCUGAUUGAAGUUAGCUUUAGCUAUCCUGGUCGAAAUGAUUUCAGGCUCUCUAAUGUGGAUGUUGGCAUUGAUAUGGGGACCCGUGUUGCAAUUGUCGGGCCCAAUGGAGCUGGGAAAUCGACCUUGCUCAAUCUUCUUGCCGGAGAUAUAGUUCCAACUGAGGGUGAAGUAAGGAAAAGUCAAAAAUUGAGGAUUGGUAGAUACUCACAGCACUUUGUGGAUCUACUGACAAUGGAUGAAACACCAGUUCAAUAUUUGCUUCGUUUACAUCCAGAUCAAGAAGGGCUGAGCAAGCAGGAAGCUGUUCGUGCAAAGCUUGGUAAGUAUGGACUUCCCAGCCACAACCACCUGACUCCAAUCGCAAAAUUAUCUGGAGGGCAGAAAGCACGUGUAGUUUUCACUUCCAUAUCCAUGUCCAAGCCACACAUUCUGCUAUUAGAUGAACCAACCAAUCAUUUGGAUAUGCAAAGUAUUGAUGCAUUGGCAGAUGCCCUUGAUGAGUUCACUGGUGGAGUCGUCCUAGUUAGUCAUGACUCGAGACUUAUAUCACGUGUUUGUGAAGAUGAAGAAAAAAGCGAAAUAUGGGUGGUAGAGAAUGGAACAGUGGAGGCUUUCCCAGGAUCAUUCGAGGAUUACAAGGAGGAACUUAUCAAGGAAAUUAGAGCAGAGGUUGAUGACUGAUUAGGUUCAUAUCCUACAUAGAUUGAUUUUCGAAACUACUUAAUAAGAUUUGCCAUUGGUUUUCUUUCAAGUUGGUGAACUGACUAGAUAAGUAAAUUUGGAGUGUAAUCAUUUUACGGGUGUUGGUAAUGCGUAAUCACUUUUACUUGUAAUUGUACCAUUUACCUAUAUUUUUUGGUGGUUAAUCACAUCAAGUUUUGGUGCUAAUCUACUUCGUUUGA
Messenger RNA from Sesamum indicum (sesame), 2112 nucleotides. The record is from RefSeq and is a predicted model, not a curated record. Lineage: Eukaryota; Viridiplantae; Streptophyta; Magnoliopsida; Lamiales; Pedaliaceae.